CCCGGGUCUUGCGUGGUUUCUGGCCUAGGAGUGCUCUUGAUUUGGUUGCCUUCCUUUUCCUACGGAAAGGCUUAGGUCGGCUGCCAGGUCUAGGAGAUUUGGAACGCAGGCUGCUUCCUCCUUGUUUUCCGGUUCUGCCCGUGGGAGCCUUCGUUCUGGCGGAGAAGAGGAGGAAAGCGUGCGCCUGGUGACAGGCCUUUCCGCGUCGCGCUUCACACUGGUCCUAUGGUCACUCGGCGCAGCGGCAUUGAUAGAAGUGGAAAGUGAUGCCCUGACGGGGAGAGGGCUUUUCCCUAUCCACUCAUCCAAGGGCCUUCCAAACCUUGCAGAUUUAUGUAGUUGCUAGACACUCGUACCCGGAUGUUCAGCGGAGGAGGGCUUAAAUGUUGGAGAAGAGUGGGAACUAAAAUUUUAAGGGACUAAGGUGCAUUUCCAAAACAGAGUUUUGAGCACCGUCCAACACCUGCAGCGUGGAAUUUGUGAUCGUCUCUCGCCGUCCUGGGGUCUCAGCAUGUACUUCCUUUCCUGGUUAAGUCAGCUGUGCAGGGGUUUAUCCAGACCCAUCGGAAGGACAGCCCAGCCAACCUGGGGUUCUUUCUCCCGAAGUCUGGCGCUGAGUUCACAGAGGAGAAUUCCAGAAUUCAAUAGCUUUGUUGCCAGGACCAACACGUGUGGAGAGUUACGUUCUUCUCACUUAGGCCAAGAAGUCACCUUGUGUGGAUGGAUUCAGUACCGAAGGCAAAACAUCUUCCUAGUCCUAAGAGAUUGCCACGGUCUUGUUCAAGUUGUCAUUCCCCAGGAUGAGACAGCUGCUUCUGUAAAGAAGAUUCUAUGUGAAGCCCCUCUGGAAUCUGUGGUGCAAGUGUCCGGAACAGUCAUUUCCCGACCUCCAGGACAGGAAAAUGCAAAAAUGCCAACAGGUGAGAUUGAAAUCAAAGUUAAAACAGCUGAGCUUUUGAAUUCCUGCAAGAAACUGCCCUUUGAAAUUAAAGACUUUGUGAAGAAAACGGAAGCUCUUCGUUUGCAGUAUCGCUACUUAGACCUUCGUAGUUUCCAAAUGCAGUACAAUCUGCGACUGAGGUCCCAGGUGGUCAUGAAAAUGCGGGAGUACCUUUGUAAUCUCCAUGGGUUUGUGGAUAUAGAAACCCCAACACUGUUUAAGAGAACCCCAGGGGGUGCCAAAGAGUUUCUAGUACCAUCCCGGGAACCUGGAAAGUUUUAUUCUCUCCCUCAGAGUCCUCAACAGUUUAAGCAGCUUCUGAUGGUUGGUGGUUUAGACAGAUACUUUCAGGUUGCCCGAUGUUAUCGAGAUGAAGGUUCAAGACCAGACAGGCAGCCCGAGUUUACUCAGAUUGACAUAGAAAUGUCUUUUGUAGACCAGACUGGGAUCCAGAGUUUAAUUGAGGGUCUGCUCCAGUAUUCCUGGCCCAGUGACAAAGACCCUUUGGUAGUUCCUUUUCCUUCCAUGACCUUUGCUGAGGCAUUGGCCACCUACGGAACUGAUAAACCUGACACUCGCUUUGGCAUGAAGAUUGUCGAUAUCAGUAAUGUGUUCAAACACACAGAGGUCAGAUUUCUUCAAGAUGCACUUAGUAAGCCCCAAGGAGCUGUCAAAGCCAUGUGUGUCCGUGAAGGAGCAAAUUACUUAAAAAAGAAAGACAUUGAGUCCAUUAGAAAAUUUGCAGCUGACCAUUUUAAAGAGGAGGUCUUACCUGUAUUCCUAAAAAACAAGGAAAACUGGAAUUCACCAGUUGCUAAAUUCAUACUGGAGAAACAAAGAUUGGAAUUAAUUAGACUAAUGGAGAUUCAAGAAGAUGAUGUAGUCCUCCUGACUGCCGGAGAGCACAAGAAAGCAUGCUCUCUGUUGGGAAAGUUACGUCUGGCUUGUGCCGACAUUUUGGAAAUGAAUGGUAUGGUGCUCCGUGACCCAGCCCUGUUCUCCUUCCUUUGGGUGGUGGAUUUCCCACUCUUUCUUCCCAAGGAGGACAAUCCCUUGGAGCUGGAGUCAGCCCACCACCCAUUCACUGCUCCCCACCCUGGUGACAUUCACCUCCUGUACACUGAACCUGAAAAGGUUCGCAGCCAACACUAUGACUUGGUUUUAAAUGGCAGUGAGAUUGGAGGAGGUUCCAUCCGAAUUCACGAUGCAGAGCUACAGCAUUACAUCCUGGCGACACUACUGAAGGAAGAUGUGAAAUUACUGUCCCAUCUGCUCCAGGCUUUAGAUUAUGGGGCACCCCCUCAUGGAGGAAUUGCCUUAGGGUUAGACAGACUGAUGUGCCUUAUCACUGGAGCUGCAAGCAUCAGAGAUGUCAUAGCCUUCCCAAAAUCCUUCCGGGGACAUGACCUCAUGAGCAACGCCCCAGAUUCUGUUUCUCCUCAGGAACUGAAGCCCUAUCACAUCCAGGUCUCCUGGCCAGCAGACUCAGAAGCAGAAAGGAGCUCACUGAAUCAUUCACACCAUCCAGAAAGUUGAACUUGAGUUUUGUCCUCUUUGCUUCACCAAGGCUAAAAUCAAAUCUGGAUGUGUCACUCAUAUGACAAGUCUGUAGGCGAAUAUAACCCAGGAAGGAUUCUUCACAAUAAUGUAUCAAAAUUUCACAAUAUGCUUUUUUUUUUUUGGUUGGGACUUUUUUAUAAGUUCCUUUUUACUUGGAGUUAAA
Molecule: messenger RNA, 2663 nt
Organism: Marmota flaviventris (yellow-bellied marmot)
Lineage: Eukaryota; Metazoa; Chordata; Mammalia; Rodentia; Sciuridae
Gene: Dars2
Product: aspartyl-tRNA synthetase 2, mitochondrial
Biological process (GO): lysyl-tRNA aminoacylation; aspartyl-tRNA aminoacylation
Cellular component (GO): mitochondrion; cytoplasm
Molecular function (GO): lysine-tRNA ligase activity; nucleic acid binding; ATP binding
Source: RefSeq, a predicted model, not a curated record